Molecule: messenger RNA, 1791 nt
Organism: Paralichthys olivaceus (Japanese flounder)
Lineage: Eukaryota; Metazoa; Chordata; Actinopteri; Pleuronectiformes; Paralichthyidae
Product: carbohydrate sulfotransferase 1
Biological process (GO): keratan sulfate proteoglycan metabolic process; N-acetylglucosamine metabolic process; carbohydrate metabolic process
Cellular component (GO): Golgi membrane; trans-Golgi network
Molecular function (GO): N-acetylglucosamine 6-O-sulfotransferase activity; keratan sulfotransferase activity
Source: RefSeq, a predicted model, not a curated record
CCUUCUUGGGCCUCUGUAUAAAACCAGGCUCCGCCCUCACCUCAGCUUUUUGGCUGGACCAGGAAGUAGAACUCCUGAAAAGGGAGGAACUGUCAACGGCCGCUGUGUCUAAAUGAAGAGGUUCAGCCAUGCACUGUUCCGUGAAGUCCGUGAUUUUGCUGGCUUUGACCUCCAUCGCCAUCCAGUACACGGCCAUCCGGACGCUCACCUCCAAGCCUUUCCAGCUGUGCCCGCUGCCCAACCCCCAAAACUGCGGCCUGGCCGGCCAAGACACAGAGCCUCCCUCUGAGCGGGCAGCGGCAGCAGGCGGAGGCUGCGAUGAAUUGCCUAACUUGUCCGUAAAUGCCACACGUAAAACACACAUCCUGAUCCUGGCCACCACUCGCAGUGGCUCGUCCUUCAUUGGGCAGCUGCUCAACCAGCACCAGGACGUGUUCUACCUGUUUGAGCCUCUUUACCACGUUCAGACCGCACUGCUUCCGCGUCUGUCCACCUCCCGCUUUGCCACAGAGCGCCGUUUGAUGCUGGGUGCCAGUCGAGACCUCUUGCGGAGCAUAUGUAGUUGCGAUCUCUAUUUCCUGGAGAGCUAUAUCAAACCGACGCCCGCAAACCACACCACGGAUAAACUGUUCCGCCGCGGCGUCAGCCAAGCAUUGUGCCAGCAACCCGUGUGUGAUGCCUUUGGUCCUGCUGCCGUUAAUGUGGAGGAAGGGGAAUGCAUUAAGAAAUGUGGCUCUCUAAACAUGACCUUAGCAACAGAGGCGUGCCGCAAGAAACGGAACGUGGCGAUCAAAAUUGUGCGUGUGCCAGAAAUCGAAGAUCUACGAGCUUUGGUGGAGGACCCGCGGCUGAAUAUUAAAGUCAUUCAACUCGUCAGAGACCCGCGUGGUAUCCUGUCGUCACGGAUUGAGACAUUCAGGGAUGCGUAUCGUCUGUGGCGCAUUUGGAGGGCAACAGGGAGAAGGCCCUAUAAUUUAGACCUGAGUCCGUUCACGGUGCUCUGUGACGAUUAUAUCAGUUCCAUUUCAACUGGUCUCAGCCAUCCCUCUUGGCUCAAAGGCAAGUACAUGUUGGUUCGCUACGAAGAUUUGGCUAGAAACCCACUGGCCAAGACGAAGGAGAUCUACGACUAUCUGGGGCUGUCGAUCGACAAAAACGUGGAAGAUUGGAUACAGGCAAACACUCAGGGCGCCAACGAGCCCUCGACGAAACACAAGUUCAGCACAGUGAGGGAUUCGGCAGCGAACGCGGAGAGCUGGCGCUUGAAACUGUCGUACGACAUGGUGGAAUACACACAGACCGUGUGUCCGAAAAUAUUUCCCCAGCUGGGAUACAAAACUGUGAGAUCAGCGGAGGAGCUGAAAAAUAUGUCCCUCUCACUGGUGCAGGACAAAAGUUUUGUACCUUUUUUGUAAUGAAGAUAGCUCUCUGAUGACUAUUUUUGAUAUAUUUAUAAUUGUUGCCUUAUGAUUUCCUUGGUUUGUUUGUUUCUCUUUCUGUUUUGUUUCGUCAGAUUUGCACUAAACUUUAAAGACAUGGAAUGCACCGAGGGAUCUAUGGAUUAUUCCCCAAUGUUACAGAACAGCACACUUAAAACACAAAGCUAGUUUACAAAUGUCUUCUCUUUUUUUUUUUGUUGUUGUUUAUUCAUCAUCUCUAGAACCAAGAUAAGACGCUGUCCUCAUUCAUUCCCUGUAUGCAAGCUGUUGUUUCAACAUGUUUUAUACCUGUGAUGGAGAAAUUGGACUGUACAAGCCCAACUGUGCAAUAAAUGGUGAAUGUUGCAGUCAA